Penicillium malachiteum is the source of this 1125-nucleotide messenger RNA. RefSeq lists its product as uncharacterized. The transcript has 2 exons. NCBI's taxonomy places the organism in Eukaryota, Fungi, Ascomycota, Eurotiomycetes, Eurotiales, Aspergillaceae. The record is from RefSeq and is a predicted model, not a curated record. Bases 1 to 1125 code for a protein of 374 amino acids.
AUGGCCCAGGCUCUAUCCACCUUCACGCCGGAUAGCGAAUUCGCUGAUCUGGAGACGCCCCGCGGCCCCAGAACCGGAAGCCUUUCCAUAACCGCCUUGGCUCGGUUUGAGUUCGAGGCUGGAAAAGGCAAUGAGGGUACGAAGAUCCUGAUGGUUGAGUGGGAGGAUGAUGAUAUUACCCGAUCCUCUGCUGAGGGCUCCUGGCAUGUUUCAUGGUCUGGUAAGACAACUGUCUUGCCAGCGGAUGAACGUCCCAAUGAUAGUACCCGGCGCUUCUACUUCUUGUUGCCGCCGAACGUCACCAUCCCACCGGUUAUCACGUUAUCCUACGAACCCCCAAUUGAUAAGGAUGUCGAGGCUACACUCUCCACAAAGGCCCACGAUAAAUUGCAAUUGAACCCCUUGCCGGCGAUUUUCCCGCCCGAGCUGGGCGCUACGGGCCGUGCAGCUGGUAAGAAGGGUGUUCUGCAUACCAUCUGGGCGAAGAAACGGCUGCGUGUUCUGGAAGCUGAGAUCCGUAAUGAGGCGGAGAACAAUGCAGAGGGAGUUGCUCUGCAUAUGGCCGUUCAGGAGAAAGAAUGGAUCGAGGACAACUUUGGUGUAAGUGCACAUGGCGUGGAGAUUGCUAGUAGCCACGACUCGUCGGUGUAUCCCACUGGCCCUGCAACCCCGGUGUCUCCCGUUAGUGGCAACAAGCUCAGUGAUAAGCUCAAGGGUCUGAAACUUCAGACCAGUGAAAGGGACCUUUCUGUGAAGAAUGGCGGCCCGGCAUCUCUUCUAUCACCUCAAUCUCCGGAUGUUGCUGUAUCUUCAUUCAGCUCGUUCAAAAACUCCGUCAACAGAACAAUGCACUCCAUGCUAACUCCAGUCACCAACCCUACCCCGACUCCAAACACCAGCACCAACCCCGCUGGUGCGGAGCCGCUGACCCUCAGAACUGUGGCCCAUUUCCCGCCAGAGGCUCUGCAAGAUAUCCAGAGCAGUGAGCCAAACGGAUUUGCCUCUCUGGAUACAAUGGGUUCCCUUGUUCGGACCACGAGCGAUGAAUCGAGCGACGAUCUCUUUGCCAAGGCAUUGAGUCCUCGUUCGCCUGAUCUCCCUCGGAGCCCAUUCUCAUUCGCUUAG